UGUCCAAUCAUCCCUGUGCAAGUGGUUUCUGUGAAACAGUCUGCCAUGGCGAUGCCCACUACUCUCAAAGCCUUGACCGUUUUAUCUGUGCUUGUAGUUCUUGCUGCAGAUCAAGCCAAAGGGCAGAAUCAUCGGCCUGAUUGUCCUUCUUUCUCAUGCGGCCCACUUGGAUACGUCAGAUUCCCAUUUCGUCGGGUAAGUGAUCCACCUGAGUGUGGUUAUGAAUCUUACGAGCUAGUUUGCAGCGAUGCUAAUGCUACAAUUCGCAUCGACAAUGCGACAUAUUAUGUGUCUGGAAUCAACUACAAUGAUUCUACCUUCUGGAUUGUCGAUGCUGACUUGGUUUUACACAACACCUGCCCUCUACCACGGUGGGUUCGUCCUCCUCAUCCUUCAUACUUACGCAAAGACAUGGAAAUCGAAUUGGCCCCACAUGCAGAUAGUCUGGCAUGUUUCGUUAAAUGUUCUCAGAAACUAAAGAACAGUGAUAUGUACAACAGUGUUAUGUACAACAGUGGUAUGUACAACAGUGGUAUGUACAAGCCUAUUGCUUGCCUGAACACCAAUGAAUCUUUUGUUUACAUGGUAACUUGCCAAGGCACUCCUUUGAUGAAAUACCUUGAGCCUUCUUGUCGGUACUUGGCUAUGGCUCCUUUGCGUAGUUGGGUGCUAGAGGAUGCAAGUUAUGCAGAAAUUGUGAACUCCAUGAGGGGCGGAUUUGCUGUUCGAUUUCCAUUCAGAUAUUAUGGGGGGAUGAAAGAGUGGAGCAUUAAGACAUGCCUAUUGCGUGAGAUUAGCAAAUUUCGUGGCCCAGCAGUGUCUGGAACGAGCAUCAAUGAUUGGAUUGCGAUAAUUCUUCUGAUGGGGGCAGAUUUUGCAGACUGCGUAUUUUAUGGGAUUGGACUUCCUUAUUAUGCUGGGAUAGAGCGGAAGGUCAUACUAAUUACUAUGCAGAAGCUGACAUUGACUGCCGAUCUAUGCAGGUUCGUGUUGGCACCCCUGGCUGUGUUGAUCUUUCUUGUCUACAAGUACUGGAAAACACGGAUCAGAAUUGAUGCAGUCGAGAAGUUCCUCCAAAUGCAACAAAUGCUUGGCCCAACAAGGUAUGCCUACACCGACAUCACUGCAGUCACAAACCAUUUCAGACAUAAGCUGGGUCAGGGAGGCUACGGCUCCGUGUUUAAGGGUGUGCUAUUGCCAGGCAAUGUUCAUGUCGCGGUCAAAAUGCUAGACGGUAACUCCAACUGUAAUGGAGAAGAUUUUAUCAGCGAAGUUUCAACCAUUGGCAGGAUCCACCAUGUUAAUGUGGUGCGUUUAGUGGGGUUCUGCCCGGAGGAAAUGAGACAAGCGCUCGUCUACGAAUACAUGCCUCGAGGUUCUCUGGACAAGUACAUCUUCUCAGCUGAGAAGAGUUUUUCCUGGGACAAGAUUGCCGAGAUAGCUUUGGGCAUUGCCAGGGGGAUCGACUACCUGCAUCAGGGUUGUGACAUGCAGAUUCUCCACUUUGACAUCAAGCCACAUAACAUCCUUCUUGACAGCAAUUUCAUCCCAAAAGUUGCUGAUUUUGGUCUCGCCAAACUAUACCCAAGGGACAAUAGCUUUGUGCCAUCAAGAGCCCUACGGGGAACUAUUGGGUACAUAGCUCCUGAAAUGAUAUCUCGGGGCUUCGGUGUGAUAUCGAGCAAGUCUGAUGUUUAUAGUUUUGGGAUGCUGCUGUUGGAGAUGGCCGGUGGAAGAAGGAAUGCUGACCCAAAUGCGGCACAUUCAAGUCAGUCUUACUACCCGUCAUGGGUGUAUGACAAACUAGUUGAACAAGAGGUGCGUGAGAUAUCUCCCGUUGGCGACAUGCAUGAGUUGGAGAAGAAGUUGUGCAUCGUUGGACUAUGGUGCAUCCAGAUGCAGCCCCAUGGCCGACCAAUGAUGAGCGAGGUGAUAGAGAUGCUGGAAGGUGGCGUCGACACGUUGCAAAUGCCUUCCAGGCCAUUCUUCUGUGACGAAGGGCACAUCCAUACCGAGGAUACUUACCAUUUGUCGUCCGAGCUGACAGAAAUCUCCGAGGAGGAUAUGAGUGUAAAUAUUGAUGUGUGAUGUAAUUUAUGAUGAAGUGAUGCGCUUAGCUCACGAAGAAACAAAAUUAUGGUUCUGGUUGUAUCAUGUCUGAAAUUACUG
This is a messenger RNA of Triticum aestivum (bread wheat), 2169 nucleotides long. RefSeq names its product rust resistance kinase Lr10-like. Gene Ontology annotation, biological process: protein phosphorylation. The record is from RefSeq and is a predicted model, not a curated record. Gene Ontology annotation, molecular function: polysaccharide binding; ATP binding; protein kinase activity. The transcript is spliced from 3 exons. NCBI's taxonomy places the organism in Eukaryota, Viridiplantae, Streptophyta, Magnoliopsida, Poales, Poaceae. Bases 46 to 2088 code for a protein of 680 amino acids.